Messenger RNA from Sphaerodactylus townsendi, 2032 nucleotides. It is a transcript of the gene DOK2, whose product is annotated as docking protein 2. The record is from RefSeq and is a predicted model, not a curated record. The coding region runs from base 191 to 1735 and encodes 514 amino acids. The transcript is spliced from 5 exons. Gene Ontology annotation, biological process: positive regulation of MAPK cascade; cell surface receptor protein tyrosine kinase signaling pathway. NCBI's taxonomy places the organism in Eukaryota, Metazoa, Chordata, Lepidosauria, Squamata, Sphaerodactylidae. Gene Ontology annotation, cellular component: cytoplasm.
GUGAAACACACACACACACACACACACAAAUAAAGAGAAGAAAGGCGGGGAAAUAACUGGAAAUAGAAUUGCUGAAAGAGAGGCUAUUCAGCUCCAGUGGAGCAGCAGGCAUGCAAGAGGGAAAGAAACACUGACAGCUGUCUAGAAGAAGAGUGAGCAAAGUUGUGGUUUUCUAAAUCAUCGCUAGAAGAUGGAAGAUGGAGUUGUGAAGCAAGGCUUUCUGUACUUGCAGCAGCAGCAAACUUUUGGGAAGAAAUGGCGGAAGUUCUGGGGCGUGUUGUACAGUGGGAGUCUCUGCGCGGAUGCCUCUCUGGAGCUCCUGGAGGGUUCCGGCCUUCUGUCUACAGAAACUGCAAAGAAAGCUGGAAACAGCAAACACCUCAUCAAACUGAGUGACUGUGUUCAUGUGGCUGAGGCUUCCGGAGAAGCCAGCAACCCAAAAGAAACCAUUGCUUUUUUCCUGGAAACCACACAGAUGUGCUACCUGCUGGCUGCUAAGAAAACUGAGGCAGCUGACUGGAUCCUCGUGGUUUGUGAACAUGCUUUCUUGAAAAGCCAGGAAGACUGGAAGGAUCUCCUGAAAGGCAAGACCACUUCUGUCUUGAUGGCAGAGAACUCUCUUUACAGCUCCACAUGCACAGUGACUUCUGUAAAAGAGUUCCCUGUGAAAGUGAAGACAACACAGGCUUCUGAACACUGUCAACUCAGGGGCAGGUUUCUCCUUCGAGCCAAGGUGGAUGCUUUAGAACUAUGCAGCAUACAGAAGGGAAAUGUGCUCUACACCUGGCCAUACAAGUUCUUGCGGAGAUUUGGUCAUGACAAGGUGAUGUUCACAUUUGAAGCUGGACGGAGAUGCACUUCCGGGGAAGGCAGCUUGGAAUUUUUAACCCAGCAAGGCGAUGAGAUCAUUCGGGUAAUUGAAACAGCCAUCAAUGCUCAGAGAGCUGCUGGGGCGACUGACCAAUGCAAGGAAGGCUCUUUCCACACCUCCGCAAGGACUUCUUUUCUUGCCAGGGCUAGCAAUGAGACCCGGUCCUAUGAAGAAGGCACUUUGCAGGAAAAAGUCACGGCAGUGGAAAAAGGGCAACCACCUCAUGCAGCCAGCACCAAAUCCCUCUCAUUGGGGGCCGGCAGUCAGGGACAUCCAGUGAACAGGGGCAGAUUGGUGAAGCCCGUGGCCAGCUGCCCCUUGUCCAACAUCCAGUACCCACACUCGGAACUCUCCCAUUCCCUUCCAAGAAGAGAUCCCCAGUAUGGACCUGGGAUGCUGGAGAGAGCAGGGAAAAUGAUAGUUCCACAGAUCAAAGUGGAGCCUAACAGGGAGGAUGCAGAGUCCUUCGAUCCUGCCUUCAAGUCACUGGGGAGCAGAAAUGGCAACCGCCCCCAGCAAGCCAUUAGGGAGGCAUCAACCCCACUGAUGAGAGGUGACCGAAAUGAUGCAUUGGACAAGAUCUCAGCUGUUCUGAAAUAUGUCCAUAAUGACACAGAAGGUCUGGUCCACCAUGUUUAUGAUGAGCCCCAAGAAAUCAAAGGAGAUGCUUGGAAAUGGCAGGCCACUCCUGAGGAUCCUGUUGGCCAUGAAUAUCCCUAUAACCCAUACCUGGAUGACUAUUCUGUGCCCAAGAUGGCAGCAUCUUCUACACACAGGCUAUCCGAACAAGACAAAAACUUGCUUGAAGAAUCAGCAUUUGAUAAGAUUGUCCAGAGGUUCAAGAAAAACAAGAAUGCACAGUGAAUAGGAGGGGAUUGGAUGAAAGGAAUGACCAGUUCACAGGAUUAAGUUGUCUGGGGAGUUAUACAGGGUGGUGGUGGUUGGGAACAUAUCCAUAACUUAGGGGCUAUCAUUUUUGAGUGGGCGAGAAGAUCCAGGUGAGAACUUCCUGAAGUAGAAGCAAGGCUUUCAGUUGAGGAAUUAAGUUUGGAAAAAGAAAAGUGAAGGCCUUAUUUCUGCUUUUCUCCCCCUCACUUUUUGAAUUUAAGAUUGUAGAAUCUAAUACAGAACAGCAUUGUAAACCCGCAUAGGUUUGGGCAG